Branchiostoma belcheri (Belcher's lancelet) is the source of this 1660-nucleotide messenger RNA. Its product is annotated as very-long-chain enoyl-CoA reductase-like. The coding region runs from base 58 to 969 and encodes 303 amino acids. The transcript is spliced from 13 exons. Gene Ontology annotation, biological process: very long-chain fatty acid biosynthetic process. Lineage: Eukaryota; Metazoa; Chordata; Leptocardii; Amphioxiformes; Branchiostomatidae. Gene Ontology annotation, molecular function: oxidoreductase activity, acting on the CH-CH group of donors. The record is from RefSeq and is a predicted model, not a curated record.
UUGAUCGGUCAAAGGUUAUUCGUGCAAGUCGGACGAUCGGACGACCACUCUGCUACAAUGGAGAUUGAGAUUCUUCACGCCAAGUCAGGCAAGCAGAUAACCUGUCUGAACCAUGUGGACAACUAUUCCACAGUUCUGGACCUGAAGAAAUGGAUCUACAAACAAUUUCCCAAGUACUACCCAGCCAGGCAGUCUCUCAGGUUGGAACCAAAGGGGCGUAACCUGAGUGAUGAGGAGACAGUUCGCUCGCUGGACCUGAGAGUGGGCGACAGAAAACUGUACCUGAGGGACCUGGGACCACAGAUCGGCUGGAAAACGGUGUUCCUGUGUGAGUACUCUGGCCCUAUUGCUGCAUACCUGUUGUUCUACCUGCGCCCUGCCUUCAUCUACGGAGUCACUAAGGCAAAGACACACCCUGUUGUACACAUUGCCUUUGCCUGCUGGACCUUCCACUAUGUGAAACGCGUGUUGGAAACCCAGUUUGUGCACCGUUUCUCCCACGGUACCAUGCCCGUAAGGAACCUGUUCAAGAACUGCAGCUACUACUGGGGUUUUGCAGCCAUCGUGUCGUAUUUCAUCAACCACCCCCUCUACACCCCACCUGCCUAUGGAGAUCUCCAGGUGUACUCAGCCCUGGCAGGGUUUCUGAUCAAUGAGCUGGGCAACUUGUCCAUCCACCUGGCCUUCAUGAACAUGCGGCCUCCAGGCACCAAGACCCGUGCCAUCCCGUACCCCACAGGAAACCCCUUCACAGCUCUCUUCAGCCUGGUGUCCUGCCCUAACUAUACUUACGAGGUGGGAUCCUGGGUGUGCUUCACCAUCAUGACUCAGAGCUUCCCAGCUCUGCUCUUCACCCUGGCUGGGUUCUACCAGAUGACCGUGUGGGCUAUCGGCAAGCACCGCAACUACCUGAAGGAGUUCAGCAACUACCCACGUGCCCGCAAACCCAUCAUACCAUUCCUUCUCUAACUAACACACCACAGGGCAGGCCAUUUACACUGUCAGGACACAUCUUUUGGCUCCUAGUCUGUUGACACAUAUUUUAGCACAUGCACUUUUCUUCAGGGUUAGAACCACUAGCCUGAAAUGUACAAUGUGUUAACGUUUCAUGAUAGCACUUUGCUAGUCUCAACCAGGCUUUCAGAAGCGGCUGGAAAGAGUAUAAAUUGGCCAAAUAGACAGAUGAUAUGCUAGGCUUGGGAAGUUGUAUUCUUUAGUAGACCAACUCCCCUGGUGUGUUAUCUACUAGUAUUUAGCCAAUUUCUACUCUUUCCAGCCACUUCCCAAAAGCCUGGAAGAGGCUAUAUCAAUGUACGUCUUUGCCUGAAUUGUGCACAACAUUGAUUGUAGUGUAGGUAUUACCCCGGCACUGCCUAUAAAUACUGUAGGGACUCAUACAGACAGCAGCAUAUAGUUUCUUGAUAGUAGGGCUAUUUAAAAUUAGCACAAACAUAAUUUGAUAAGGGUUUGUUCGUACCAAGUUGUAGAUAAUAAUCUAACAAGUUUGUUAAGAUGAACCAGUGAUUCUUAAUCAUUUCCAACAAAACCCCUGAUAUCACAGCAAAGUGUAAUAAACUAUAGAUUGUUCUGAUGCAGCUAGCUGGGACCACCAAUAGGAUUGAAUGCUCACUGCAGCAAAAUCAUUUAUCUAAGGCCACAC